This is a messenger RNA of Drosophila rhopaloa, 1030 nucleotides long. RefSeq names its product proton-associated sugar transporter A-like. The record is from RefSeq and is a predicted model, not a curated record. Gene Ontology annotation, cellular component: membrane. The transcript has 5 exons. NCBI's taxonomy places the organism in Eukaryota, Metazoa, Arthropoda, Insecta, Diptera, Drosophilidae. The coding region runs from base 124 to 954 and encodes 276 amino acids. Gene Ontology annotation, molecular function: sucrose:proton symporter activity.
ACAGUAUUGGGAACUGUGCUUUUGGACUUUGAUGCUGAUGCUUGUCAAAGUCCUGCACGAGCUUAUCUUUUAGACGUAUGUUUACCAGAAGAUCACGCAAAAGGGCUGUCUACAUUCACCAUAAUGGCAGGAAUGGGAGGAUUUUUUGGUUAUUCAAUGGGAGGUCUAAACUGGGACGAGACUGAAAUCGGACGGCGAUUGGGUGGACAUGUGAAGGCCGUCUUUUCAAUAAUAACAAUAAUUUUUAUAAUGUGUGUUGCAUUUACAAUAACCAGUUUUGCCGAAAUCCCUCUUUGGGUACUCGCAAAUGCGGAUUCAAAUCAUGGUAAGGCGGAGUCUAGAUCAUAUGGUGCCUGUGGAAGCAAAGAUGAAACAUAUUCCGUUCCCGAAGAAAAUACACAGGUAAAAACUGAAGUACAUCCGUCCAAUAUAUCCUUAGCAAAUGACUUUGUUGAUGAAACAUGUUUAAACGAAAAUCCAGAUGCUAUACAAGAAAAUGCAGGUGCAAAUGAAGAAAUGAUUUGUAUUACCAAUCUUUUUUGCUGGAUGGCGCAUGUUUGUUAUUCACUUUAUUUUACGGAUUUUGUGGGCGAAGCAGUAUUUAAAGGAGACCCCAAGGCAACUCAAGGAUCUGUGCCUCAACUUCGUUACGAAGAAGGUGUUCGAUUUGGUUGUUGGGGCAUGGCAAUGUAUUCUCUGUCAUGUGCAUUUUAUUCACUUAUUAUAGAAAAACUUAUUCAACAUUUUAGAGCUAAAUCUGUGUACGUUGGAGGACUUCUUUUCUAUUGUAUCGGAAUGGCCUUAAUGGCAUUAACUCGAGCAAAGCUAAGUGUUUUAGUUUUUAGUUGGACAGCGGGUAUUAUGUACUCUACGCUUUUCACUAUGCCCUAUCUACUGGUUGCUCACUAUCAUAAUGUUUCAACCGUAAGUAUUAUAAAUAAGACUGUCACAUAACAUUUACAUUGUAUUUAUUUUUAACGAGGACGGAAGCUAACUUCGGCAAGACGAAGUUUUAAUACCCUUGCAGAUU